AUGAUGGGGACCGUAACAUGGGCAGCCAGGCGGAUGAUGGAAGUUGUACAGACUGCUCCUGACCUUCGACAAACGAAGGAUAUUGUUCUAUGCCAUGUUCCAGCAUCUUCGGGCGCCAAGGCCUGCCCCAAGCUCAGCAAAGACAUGAUCCGCAGAGCGAGCCAUACAGCACAGGAGCAAAUACCGCCAGUGCCAGUGCCGGGUGAUUGUCUAUCCAUGGACCCGGAAGCAACACCCGUGUCUCCUGGCAAGCUUUCGGAUUGUUCCGCCUGCAACAUCCCCACACAUCGAUUCGUACGCGGCAGCUCGGUGGACUCAUUGGAGAGCUUAUUGUCUACGACCAGCAGCAUGGACUGUGUCGCAGACCGCUGUUCCUUCCCGGAAUAG
Molecule: messenger RNA, 387 nt
Organism: Symbiodinium sp. CCMP2592
Lineage: Eukaryota; Dinophyceae; Suessiales; Symbiodiniaceae
Source: the annotation of a GenBank genome assembly